AGCGAUAAAUGUCACUUUAUACAUCUCUUCUCGAUGAUCCGGUAUAUGCUUUUAUACCACGGGUUACCAUACUCUCGCAUAGUUAUGCAUAUUAUAGGUGAACUGCAGUGAACUAUAGGUACAGUAAUAUCGAAAAACGCGCGCUUUUUCAGUGUAGUUUCCCGCCCCCUAAACUCUCGUUUUCAAAGUCAAGCGGAAGAGGCAUUACACGCGCACGGACAGGUGAAAAUAGUAUAGGUACAAUCUACCUGGCAGUAGCAGCUGCUGUCCUAGGACCGGGAAUAGCAUUUGGCAUCUUCCGAGAAACAAGAGUCAGAGGGAGCGAGAGCAAUUGCAGGAUCGGCCUAACCACCGCAUAAAGGACGCCGAGAGAAGUGGCGUUGUAAAAGCAGCCUAAAAUAAAAAGGCGCCACUGCCGCGCACACAUCAUCGCUCAGCUACACUGCAUUGCAUUCUCUCUCUUUCUCUACCGCCGCCGCAUCUGAAGAGAGACAGAGCUAGCGGCGCGUCUCUCCGAAAAAAUUGUGUCCGCGCAGAGAGCGUGCUGUGUGUGUCCGUCCGUACGUCCGUCGUCUCUCUCUACGCCCGGCAGAGCAGCUGCAGAUCAGCAUCAACAACAACGCGCGGCCUGCAGAGUACAGUAGUUAGUGCGCAUCCUCCUUCAGUUCGGUUUGUUGUAUACACACACAUCGCGUCAGGAUGUCUUCCAAGAGGAAACCCGCGAGCAAGAGCAAAGCCAAGAGCAAGUCGCGCAAGGUCGAGUACGACGAGGAGGACAUCUCGAGCGAGCACGACUCCGAAGUCGAGGAUGCCGAGCACCAGGAGAACGCCGACGGUGAGGACGCCGCCGAGGACGAUCUCGCCGACCUCGCCAGCAUUCCCGAGCUUCCCGCGCCAGAGGGAGGAUGGGGCAAGGCUGGAACAUUGCUGAUGUGUGGCCUGACCAACUGGGACAUAGCCGGGCGAAAGGCGCCACCAAAAGGAGCAAAGGCUAACAUUGGUCGUAGUUUAUGGACUCCUCACACUUUUAAGAAUUUGAACGGAGCAAGAGUAAGAUUGGUAGCCUCAGGACCUGCUGCAUCUCACAGUGUGAUUGUUACUGAAGAUAAUAGAUGCUUAGUAUUUGGUAGAAAUGAUAAAGGUCAAUUGGGACUUGGUGACACAAAACGUCGAGAUGAUCCCACUGAAGUAGAAGCAUUGAAAGGACAUACAGUUAUAGGAGCAGCUUGUGGACGUAACCAUACGCUGUUUCUCACUAGUCGUGGUAUCGUAUAUGGUGCUGGGGCUAACAAUUUGGGCCAGUGCGGAGUUGGAAAGACAGAUGCUAUGAUUAUUACUGCAACCAAGGUUAAAUACAGUGGCCCCCCUAUUGUAAAAGUUGGAUGUGGGGCUGACUUCUCCAUGAUCUUAGAUGUCAAAGGUGGAUUACACUCCUUUGGAACACCAGAAUAUGGUGUACUGGGUCACAAUACGGAUGGAAAAUAUUUUGUAACCAGUACAAAAUUGGCUUUUCAUUUUGAAAAAGCGCCAAAGCGAAUCGUCAUCUAUGUCGAGCGAACCAAGGAUGGCCACAUCACGCCUCUGGAUGGCGUAGAGAUCACAGAUUUCAGUUGCGGGUAUCAGCAUGUGGUGGCUAUCGACAGCAAAAAUCGCUCCUUCUCUUGGGGUUUCGGCGGCUUUGGUCGUCUCGGUCACAACGAACAGCGCGACGAGCUCGUGCCUAGGCUCAUCAAGUAUUUGGAGCCACCGAAUCGAGGUGCUAAAGCCGUCUUCUGUGGCAGCACCUUCAGUUUGGUCUUGAAUGUGCACGGUACUAUGCUGUUGUUCGGACAGGCGAAACGUACCGGCGAGGCCAACAUGUAUCCAAAGCCCAUCCAAGACUUGUCUGGAUGGGAUAUAAGAUGUGUGGCUUGUUCGCAGACCAGCGUCGUUGUUGGAGCUGACGAAUCGGUAAUAGCUUGGGGAUGCAGUCCUACAUUCGGUGAAUUGGGUUUUGGUGAGAUGCGGAAAUCCUCCACUACACCAAUGGAAGUAAAGGCCUUGGAAGGUUUGUACAUCACAGCUGUCACGUGUGGACUCUCUCAUACCUUAAUGAUCUGUCGAGAUGAAUCUGAAGAAGAGAAGGCUAAGAUUGAAAAACUUCAAUCAUAUUCUGUUUAAUGUGACAAAACAACGAAAAAGCAUUGCAUUGAAAUAAUUAUACUUUCCAAUUUUGUAUACUGUUCAAUGAGGAAUUGAUUGAUCCGAGCAGGAAUUCUCUUUUAAGCUGCAAAGAAUAAACGAUGGAGGGUAUUAUUUUAUUUAUGUUUUUUUUUAUGAGGAGAGAAUUAGAUAAUUUUUCUUAUGCCUGAUUCUCUACUUCUCCAUAGAUCUCAAAAUUGAUUUGGCGUACAGAUGAUGCUCUCGCUUUUAAUUUUUAACUUUGAAAUUGUAUGUUAUUACUAGAAUGUUUUAAUCAUCAAAGCACUUUCCAUUAACUCUUUUUUAAUCAAUCGUUUUCCGUAGAACUUGACAUUAUUGUUAGGGUCUGAACAUCUUAAUUAUUUACUGUUCACUUUUUAUAAAACGUCCAUGGACUUACUACUUCUCCACUUGUACUUCCACUUUACAUACUUAAAAAUUGCGCGGAGAAACUUUGAUUAUCGGAAAAGGCCGUUAUUUUAUUAAUAGCUCAAGAUAUAGACAAACAAAUAGAGGCAAACAUAUAUUUUGAUACGUUGCUAUUUUAUUAAGAUUCGCUGCAACAUUAUACCAGACAAGUGUACGGCAAAAUGUGCUGGAUACUGAUUUCGCAUUUUAUAUUUUUCAAUCUUGAAUUAAUUGAAAGAAUAUUUGAUCAUUUCAAAUAUUUUUACUUAUUAUUUAAAUGGAUGUAUCACAAUUUUAUAAAUAUAGUCAUGAAAGUGUAUUGUAAAUAGAAAAGAAAUAGAACAAUACUUUGUGUUAAAAUAUUACAAACAGAUUGUUGAACUGUUUGUAACGUCACAGCAAAAUAUUGUUUUAAACUAUUUACUUUUCACGUUAUAACUAUAUCUGUACAUUUGUUGCCACAUUAAGUAGAAAAGUAAAACAGUAAAUGUAAAGCUAGAAUGGAAAAUGUCGAGUGUAUUUAUAAUGUUAUUUUGACAAGUGAAGAAAUAGUCCAGAACUGAUCACUAGUCAAAAUAUUAAUGUAAAUAUUGUAAUCAUUUUUCAAGCAUUAUGCAACGUGUAUAUUUGAUAGACUUCUCAACUGUAAAUUUCCUGUGAUGAUAAAAUUUAAACUGAUUGGUAAUAAGACUUAAAAUAUUUAUAAUUAAUAAAAUAAGUCAAUUUAUAUUUAAAUAAUCUAAGAUAAAACCCAGCAUAGCUUGAUCGUACCUUGCAAGUAAAUAUUAACAUAGAAUGUUUUCCUUCACAUACAUAUUAUAUUAAUAACUACAGAGCAUGAACUUUUUAGUAAAGCAUUUAUUGUUGCCUAUUAUAUUAUUAUACAGGGCAGGAUAAAAUUUACCAACUUUGGGGAAUAAAGUCUGAAAGUGUUUUAGAUAAUGGCCAUAGCUAACUGUACUAUUGUAACUCCGUGGUCAACGCAUACGUGCAGUAUCUGAUGCAAAUGUUAUACAUUUUUCAAUCGCGUUUUCACUUUGGAAAACAAAUUUACAUGUGGUAUCCGUGCUCGAGUUGCGAUUACUCGAACAGUCUUCGAUAUAAUAAUUGUAAGAGAUCAACAUUUUUUUCUUAAUUUUGUGAUCAAGGAUUUUACACAAAUUUAACACUGUACACUUAUACUGCUGAGAUGUACUGCGAACGUCUUUUGCAUUGUGAUGUUCUUACAUUUGUUCAUUCCAAUAACUGCUCAUAUUGAGUGCUAUUAUUGCGCUCGGAAUAUUUCCAAUUGAAAUACUAUGUGACAAAUGUAUGAGACUCAUUAAUAAUUACAAAAUAAAAGAAUUUUCUACAAAUUCAUGCACUUUAUACAGAUAA
Molecule: messenger RNA, 3966 nt
Organism: Nasonia vitripennis (jewel wasp)
Lineage: Eukaryota; Metazoa; Arthropoda; Insecta; Hymenoptera; Pteromalidae
Product: protein RCC2 homolog
Exons: 6
Coding region: 700-2160 (486 amino acids)
Source: RefSeq, a predicted model, not a curated record